Molecule: messenger RNA, 1749 nt
Organism: Plodia interpunctella (Indianmeal moth)
Lineage: Eukaryota; Metazoa; Arthropoda; Insecta; Lepidoptera; Pyralidae
Exons: 1
Coding region: 1-1749 (582 amino acids)
Source: RefSeq, a predicted model, not a curated record
AUGCCGAUAGGGAAAUUAGAGCCUUUCGAUUUGAACUCACAAAAGUGGCCGGCGUACAUACGCAGAGUGCGACAAUAUAUUGUGCUGAACGAAAUCAAAGCCGAGUUGCAUGUGCCCCUAUUGAUAACGGUCGUCGGCGAAGCUACAUACUCGCUUAUGUGCGAUUUAUCUUCGCCCGCACAUCCUGAGACCAAGACAUUCGACGCAUUAGUCAACCUCGUAACGCAACAUUUGGAACCACAACGCUCCGAGAUCGCCGAACGCCACGUGUUUCGUUUGAGACGGCAACGUGUUGGCGAGACACUCACGGAUUACCUGCAGAAUCUUAAACAUCUAGCCACUACGUGUAAUUUUGGGAAUAAUUUAGAGGAAAACCUUCGCGACCAGUUCGUAUCAGGCUUGAUGAAUGAGACUAUGCGAUCUAGAAUUUUCGCUGAGGAAAAUAUCAAUUAUAAAAAGGCGGUGGAACUGGCUCUCGCGCUGGAGGCUGCAGAGAAGCACGCGGAAGUGAGCGGAGCCACAUCUGUGGCUGUACAGGAGGCUUCAGGUGCUGGCGGCAGCGGCAGCGGGGCGGACGAAGGCUUGCAUCAGGCGAGCGCCCGGCGCGGGGCCGGCGGGCGCGGCGCGCGACUCGGCGCGGAGACCUGCUGGCGGUGCGGGAAGGCGCACCGGCCCGACCGGUGUAGGUUUGCUAAUUACAACUGUGAUCGGUGCAAUAAAAGAGGGCAUUUGAAAAUAAUGUGCAAAGUGCGUGGUGAUCGGUCAAUAGGUCGGCAAAAUUUUGUGAGUGAAAUGGAGGAAGUAUCGGAUGAUGAGGACAUUUUCAACAUCGAACUGAUGACUACAGGUACCAAACCAUUUUAUAUUAAAGUGAACAUUGACGGUUUUCCAGUGGAGAGUGAGAUAGAUACGGGCAGUCGCAUAUCUGCAAUCAGUGAAAGUUUUUAUAAACAAUAUUUUACACAUAAACCCAUCACUGUCCAAAACAUUGUAUUGCGUAGUUAUGCCGGUUCACCGAUUGAAUCGCUCGGGUCGAUUACUGUGAACGUUACUCUCGGGCACGUAACAGCUAAUAAUUUAACACUUUAUGUGAUUAAGAAUGGGAGUCGCCCACUUUUGGGCAGAGAAUGGAUUCGCGCUUUAAAUAUUAAACAAAUUAGUUUUAAUAAGAUACGAGAAGACUCGAUCGGGAACCGAUUGGCUACAGAAUUUCCAGAAGUGUUCACAAGUAAAUUAGGAACUUGUACAAAAACAAUUAAAUUAGAAUUAAGUGAUAAGUCGCCGGUGUACGUGCGCGCGCGGCCGGUGCCGCUGGCGUUGCGCGCGCGCGUCCAGGCCGAGCUCGAGCGGCUCGAGGCCGAAGGCACCAUCUAUCGGGUGGAAAACUCGGAAUAUGGCACUCCGAUUGUACCUGUGGUCAAGGAGAACGGCGAUAUUCGAAUCUGUGGGGAUUACAAAGUAACCAUUAAUCCGAAGUUAAAACGCGAAUUUUACCCACUUCCUCGCAUUGAAGAAUUGUUUGCGACCCUCAGUGGGGGUGAGGAAUAUAGCAAAAUAGAUUUAACACAUGCUUACGCACAGACAAUGUUAACGGAAGAUUCCCAGCCUUUUACUGCGAUUACAACCCACCUCGGCACGUUCGCAUAUCGUCGUACUCCAUAUGGCUUAUCUUGUAUCCCAGAAAAGUUUCAAAAAAUUGAUGGAAGAAACCCUGAGAGGGGUGUCGAAUACCGUUGUAUUUUUGGAUGA